Diabrotica virgifera virgifera (western corn rootworm) is the source of this 938-nucleotide messenger RNA. Its product is annotated as fork head domain-containing protein FD4-like. The transcript has a single exon. The record is from RefSeq and is a predicted model, not a curated record. NCBI's taxonomy places the organism in Eukaryota, Metazoa, Arthropoda, Insecta, Coleoptera, Chrysomelidae. Gene Ontology annotation, biological process: anatomical structure morphogenesis; cell differentiation; regulation of transcription by RNA polymerase II. Gene Ontology annotation, molecular function: DNA-binding transcription factor activity, RNA polymerase II-specific; RNA polymerase II cis-regulatory region sequence-specific DNA binding. The coding region runs from base 58 to 798 and encodes 246 amino acids.
GCAGAAGAGUUGUCAGUUGCUGUGUUUGUUCAGUGAGUUACUAAGUGAUAUUUGAAGAUGCCUAGGCCGUCUAGGGACUCCUAUGGCGACCAGAAGCCUCCGUACUCUUAUAUAUCGUUAACUGCGAUGGCUAUAUGGAAUUCACCCGAAAAAAUGCUACCCUUAUCAGAAAUUUACAAAUUUAUCACCGACAGAUUUCCAUAUUAUAGAAAAAACACACAGAGGUGGCAGAAUUCGUUGAGGCACAACCUAUCUUUCAACGACUGCUUUAUAAAAAUACCUAGACAACCUGAUAGACCAGGAAAAGGAGCUUAUUGGGCACUACAUCCUGCUGCUUUCGACAUGUUUGUGAAUGGUAGCUUACUGCGGCGAAGAAAGCGCUUUAAGUUGUUAAAAAGUGACAAGGAAAUACUGGAAAAUGAGCUAGCAGCCCUUACUAAUAUAAAUAGGAUAUUUUUUUCACCACCGAAUGGUCCUGUGGACGUGAAUCCUGCAGCUCAUCCGACGGUAGUAGCCCCUCAGCCUUCUCCGCCGAUUAUCACGAAGACGCCUGAGACAGCAGUCACCUGCAUAAGGCCGAAAAGGUCCUUUACUAUAGAAAGCUUAAUCUCUCCAGACAAGCCGACGCCUGUGGUUCCUAGUGCUACACAUAUAGUACCCCACGUUCAUCCCUGGAUGUUAUCCACGUACGACCUAUCGUUUACUAAUCCCAUCCCCUUAAUGCCUCCUUCUGCAGCUCAUUACGAGGCCUAUGGACUUGCUUCUGCCGAAGAACUAUUUAGAGUUUCGCAGUUAUAAGAAUUUAAGUGAUUUUGUAUAGAAGAGUUUAGGAGAUGUUUGGAAGGAAGCUGUAACUCUGUGGGAGUUCUAAGACUGAGUUGACUGUUGUAAAAAGUACGUACUUUUGUUGUGAUCUUUUUUUUGUAUAAGUAUUUAUU